AUGCCAUCGCAGAAAGAAACGUUGCGACAAAAGGAUGAAACCCAGGUCGCCUCAUACCCUGUCGCUUACGUACGGGGCUUGGAGCUCCGGCUGAAAGAAUUAGAGCAACAGCUCACCUCGUCCUUGACUCCCCAGAAUUCACAGAAUGAUCCGUUGUCAUGUCCUUGGGACCAAGAGACUGAUAUACACCUGGAUGAUGAGUUUUUGCUCCAGAACAAUCCAGUCGCCUCCUCACCUCGACAAUGUCCUAAUGAAAAUGGAGCUGCCGGACCCGAUGCAGUACCCAUAUCUCCCCACGAACUGACUCCUUCGAGGCCCAAGGAUUUGGCUGAAGAACUAAGGCUUCUUUCUCUGGAAGCUGCAGCAGAGAGGUAUUUGGGCUCAUCAUCUGGCCUCUCUUUUGCCAAACUUACUCAAACCGUUCUUCGGCGUCUGUCGCCAGACCAAGAUGCAUUCGUCUUUGACGGAGAUAUCAACGGAAAUCAACACAACACCUCUAUAUCAGCCGAGUCGCCAACCUUUAAUCCUACGGCCUUUGACUUUGAUGCCUCUAUGUUAUCAUCAUUGCCUCUGAAUUCAAUAUUUGGGGAUCCCGCCGAGGAUUAUCACGACUCCAUGGAUCUGGCAAUACUGGAACCUUCCCAUAUCAGUUACAUUUUGGAGUUCUAUUUCGCUCACUCUCAUACCCUUUACCCCAUUAUUCGCCAAAAUGAAUUCACAUCUGUACUGUGGAGGGUAUAUGGCGAUCCGUUGGAUCCCUUGGCUCAAUCGCCGUUAUGGCAAUUCAGGAUCUGGAUGGUCUUAGCGAUCGGAUCAACGACAUACUGUUCGGUGUCCUUAAUGGACGAAUCCGAAUCUGUUCAGUUCUUUAAUAAAGCUAUGACAUACUUUGAAGCCGCAAUGGGAUGCGGUGAUCUUGGCGGCUUGGAAGUUCUGAUGCUCCAAGUUUCUUAUUCAUUUUUCAAUAAGAUUGGACCUAAUACUUGGUUCCUCGUAGGCGUUGCAGCCCGCAUGGCAACUGGCAUGGGGCUUCAUACCGCCGAAAUCUAUCAUGCGCUAGCUGUGGAUGUCUCCGAACACCAAAAGCGACUCUUCUUCUCUCUUUAUAUGAUGGAUCGUGUCGUUUCCUUGGCUUUGGGUCGACCCUUUGCCAUACAAGAUGAUGACAUUACUGUUGAGCCAUUUGCAAGCGCAAACGAUGAAAACAUCCAGUCAGACGGCAUCACAUCAACGUCAUCAUUAGAGCCAUCGACCAUGGCAGUCCCUCUUCACAUUCUCGCUCUUCGCAAAAUUGCAAGUGAUAUUGGAAGUCAAGUACACUUAGCAAAGUAUAGCGAGCGACAAAGCCCAGAGGAAAGAAAGCAAACAGUUCAAAGUCUCCACAAAAGACUUAUAGAAUGGCGUCGCAACAUGCCAUUCCCUUUGCCCGACCUACAAUCCAAGGUACCCCAUCUCUGCACUAGCUGGUUUGAUUUGAACUACUACACACAUGUCAUCAUGUUGUACCGACCGUCGCCUCUUUGUCCAACACUGGACGUUCAAAAUCUGAAAGUUCUAGCCGAAGCAUCUUGUAUGGCUAUUCGGCAGGCAAUCAAUCUGCAUAGACAGCAUCGGAUUGCCUAUAACUGGCUCAACUUGGUCACAGUGUUCAACUCUGCACUAUCUCUUAUGUACACGGCCACUGCUCAGCGCGAGCAGCUAUCAUUGGUCUGGGAUAAUUCAAAGGCAGCAGAUGAUUUGGAACUAGCGAUUGAACUGUUAGAGGCUUUUGGCACAAAAUUUCCGUCCGCAAAGAAGAUCCAGAAUAUGGUCCAGGCGGUUUCAGCCAACCUCAAGGUGUAUAAUAUGACAGCCGUGUUUUCAUGA
Messenger RNA from Penicillium antarcticum, 1866 nucleotides. RefSeq names its product fungal specific transcription factor domain-containing protein. Lineage: Eukaryota; Fungi; Ascomycota; Eurotiomycetes; Eurotiales; Aspergillaceae. Gene Ontology annotation, molecular function: sequence-specific DNA binding; zinc ion binding; DNA-binding transcription factor activity, RNA polymerase II-specific. The transcript has 7 exons. The coding region runs from base 1 to 1866 and encodes 621 amino acids. The record is from RefSeq and is a predicted model, not a curated record. Gene Ontology annotation, biological process: DNA-templated transcription; positive regulation of transcription by RNA polymerase II.